Molecule: messenger RNA, 1855 nt
Organism: Acanthopagrus latus (yellowfin seabream)
Lineage: Eukaryota; Metazoa; Chordata; Actinopteri; Spariformes; Sparidae
Product: protease-associated domain-containing protein 1-like
Exons: 5
Coding region: 166-741 (191 amino acids)
Source: RefSeq, a predicted model, not a curated record
CCAGAUACGCAUGCGCAUUAAAGGAAGCGCGGAAGUAGCUGCGGCUCUGUUGUGCGCUGACAACAGACCGACAGCUGCAGAUGGACAAAAGCUCGCCCUCACGUGUUCUUCCACGCUGAAUUCUCGCCUGUGUAACGUCGAGGGGGCUUCACAGAUGUCUUGAACAUGGCGGAGGUUGUUCGGACAGCAGCUGUGGUUUUAUACCUCUGGAGCGUUUUCAUGCAGUUCAGUCGCCUGUCAGGUCUGGGGAUCAAUGAACUGCUUUAUUUCCGGGUGAUCAGUCCAGAGGAGAUAGGGUACAUCUUCAGUGCAGCACCUGCUAAAGACUUCGGAGGAGACUUUACAUCAUCCUAUGAUGAGAUUUUCCUAGUGCCAGCAAAUCCGGCAGAUGGCUGCUCAGACCUGAAGGACAGUGAAAUCAUCCAGGGACAAGUCAUCCUGGUGGAACGAGGAGGCUGUUCCUUUGUUCAAAAGGCCCGACAUGUGGAGGAGGCAGGAGGCAAAGCUGUUCUCAUUGCUGAUAAUGCUGAGGACAAUGACAGUCAGUACCUUGAUAUGAUAACUGAUGGAAGCACUGUCAAACCAAGCAUACCUGCUCUGUUCCUGCUGGGACGUGACGGGAUGAUGAUCAGACGGUCUCUUCAGAGACAAGCACUGCCGUGGGCGGUCAUUUCAAUUCCUGUCAAUGUUUCCUCGUUGGCCUCUUUCCCACUCAAGCAGCCCCCAUGGACACUGUGGUAGAAAUGACCCGUCCACAACUUGAUGCACCCCCUCACUCAGUAAACACACUGUCAUCAGUUAGGAGUGCACAGCCACGCAGGGAAAUUCUGCUGGUGGUUAAACAAAUUCACACGCAAAGGCAGGCGGCUGACAUUAACAUAUGUACACAGGAUGAUGAUUAUACACCUAAGUACACAGCCAAAGGCCUGUGGAGCAAACUUUGAAAAGUGUCCAAAUGGACUCUGUCACGACUCAUUCAUGCUCAGAGAUAGAUACUCAUAGUGAUAGAGCCCUCUGUCUGUACGCUGCCUUUAUUUCAUCCAUAUUUGUGCCCGUUCUCUGAAAGCUGAAAUGGAGCAGUACCACCAGAAUCUUAGGGGCAGUGUAGCAGUGAGACAACCAUAGACGUCUGAAAGGUCAUCGUCAGUUUCUGUCAGUGGUAAAGUGAAACAAAAUUCUCUGUCCACAUGCCUCCAUGUAUUCACUGGCCUCACUGACCGCUGCCACCUACAAUGCUGCCUUCACUCAAGCCUCUUUCUGUACAGGUACAUUAUCAUAACCUCCCCCACCACUCCUCCUCUGUUGCCAUGUCUGUUGUUGUCCAUACUGCUUGACUCUGAGCUGCCCUCUAGUGGAUGUGUGUCUUACUAUCCAUGCCAACUUGAAGGAUGCGUAGUAGCAUGUGUGGGCAGUUAAGGUUACAUCAUUUCGAGAUGGAUGUAUCUGUUUUUGCACAUAAAAGGGGGCAUAAAUAAUGUCAGCUGAAGUUAACUGAAUCAGCCAGUAGUUUUGAAGAUAAUGAGACUCUUUUCCAGUCGAAUAGUCUCAAGGAGCAUCUGCACAGGUGAUUUACUGAUGAGUAGACAGUCGUUAAACUGUGUAAACUUGAUACACAUCAAUACAACCCUUUCAAAUUGAAGUGCACGGUUUCUCUUGCAUUGUCAAAUAGUACAAACUCCUGCAUAAGCUUCUAUGUGGGGAAAUAUAAGCUAUGACCACACCGUGCAGCGCACCUGGAAAGUAACCUACUGUAAAUAUGUCAGUACAUUCCUGCUUAUUUGCAUGAACUUUAACAGGGUGACCAUGAAUUGGACAUUGUUCUCUUCUGCUUAAUAAAUAUAGAAUGUUUUUUUUU